AUGAAAUCUUAUAUAGUUUUAUCUCUUUUUGUGACGUUAUGCGCUGGCGGUGCUAUUCCCAACAUGCCACUGGACAAUAGUAACUAUGUGGAAGGGAAGAGUCGAUAUAUAUGGAUGCCUGAUGGUGACAAUGUACCUCAUUUAGUAGAUCUACAAGCAGCAACUACAGCAAGUCAGCCUAGAAAUGGGGAGGACAAUCAGUACUGGUUGUACACCAGACAAAAUCCACAAAGUCAUCAACUUCUUAUACCGAACGAUGUAGCGUCAGUAAGGAACUCAAACUUCAAUGCGAGCUUGCCAAUCAAGGUAAUCGUCCACGGAUGGAUCAGCAGCGGCACAUCGGAAAUCAACCCAAUGAUUCGUGAUGCCUAUCUUCAAAUCGGAGACUUCAACAUAAUCGUCGUAGAUUGGUCGGGAGCCGCUGGUGGAAUUUAUACCAGCGCAGUCUUAGCGGUUCCCAGCGUUGGCCAACAUCUGGGCAACUUUCUGAAUUGGUUGAUCAGUGAUUUUGGUGGAAACUUUAGGAAUAUGCAUCUAGUUGGUUUCAGUUUAGGAGGUCAUGUUAUUGGUAACGCUGGUCGUGUUGUAGGCGGUCGAAUUGCACGACUCACUGCUCUAGAUCCCGCCGGUCCUCAAUGGAGUGGAAACAGGUUUUCUUUGAACCGUCACGAUGGCAUCUACGUUGAGACUAUUCACACCGACGGAGGUCUUCUAGGAAUCUUUGACCCGAUAUCAGAUGCCGACUUCUAUCCUAAUGGGGGUAGAGAUCCUCAACCUGGCUGUCCCAGUAGCCCAUGCUCCCACGCGCGUGCCUACGAGUUGUUCGCUGCUAGUGUUGUCCACAACCACUUAUUUGGAAGACAUUGCAGGGAUAUUACUGAAGCUCGACACAACCGCUGCCGUGGAACUAUGCACCAAAUGGGAAAUUCUCAUUUAAGAAAGAGAGGAUAUGGACUAUUUGCCUUAUCAACCGGUGCAGAGUGGCCAUAUUAA
Molecule: messenger RNA, 993 nt
Organism: Leptosia nina
Lineage: Eukaryota; Metazoa; Arthropoda; Insecta; Lepidoptera; Pieridae
Source: the annotation of a GenBank genome assembly